Habropoda laboriosa is the source of this 1557-nucleotide messenger RNA. RefSeq names its product kelch domain-containing protein 4. Gene Ontology annotation, molecular function: protein binding. The record is from RefSeq and is a predicted model, not a curated record. Lineage: Eukaryota; Metazoa; Arthropoda; Insecta; Hymenoptera; Apidae.
AUGGGUAAAAAAGAUAAAAGUAAAAAGAAAAUAAGUGGUAGUGUAAAAACUGCACUUAAAACUGAAAGAAAGUUGAAUGCUAAACAAAAAAAGGAAUUGGCCACACUUGGGGAGGAUGAUAUAGAAAAUGUAAUUGCUCAAAUUGAAAAAGAAGAAGCUAGAAGACAGCAUGUUGUUGAAAAGACAGUAGCACCACCAUCUCGACGUGUAAAUUUUACUUUAACAGCACAUCCUUUUAAAGAUGAACUUAUUAUGCUUGGUGGAGAAUUUCAUGAUGGACGAACGACAUUUGUUUAUGGAGACAUGUUUACAUAUAAUAUAAAUAAAAAUGAGUGGAUGAUCAUUAAAGCACCUAGUGCUCCACCUCCACGUUGUGGUCAUCAAGCAAUAAUAACAACUACAAAUAAAGGAGAAUUAUGGGUAUUUGGUGGUGAAUUUUCAAGUCCUUCAGAAUCUCAAUUUUACCACUAUAAAGAUUUAUGGGUUUAUCGAUUUGCAGAAAAGAAAUGGGAAAAGAUUUUAUCUCCUGGUGGACCAUCAUCUAGAAGUGGCCAUAGAAUGACACAUAUAAAGAAACAAUUAGUAGUUUUUGGUGGAUUUCAUGAUAACUUAAGAGAUUACAAAUAUUACAAUGAUGUACACAUAUUCAAUCUUGAAACAUAUGUAUGGCACAAAAUUGAGUUAUCUGGUAAAAUUUUAACAAAAGGCUAUUUUUGAAAUAAAUCGUUAUAUACUGGUGGUUAUAGCAAAGAAAGAAUAAAAAAAGAUGUUGAUAAAGGUUGCAUUCAUAAUGACAUGUUUUUAAUGACUCCUGAGAAAAAUGAUCAAAGUGGUUUAAAAUGGAAAUGGGUUUCUAUAAAACAAUCAGGAAUUAAAAUAUCACCACGAUGUAGUGCAUCAGCUACUUUAGUUCAACCAAAUUUAGCUUACUUAUUUGGUGGAGUUUAUGAUGAAGAAGAUAAUGAAGAAGAUCUUCAUGGAAAAUUUUAUAAUGAUUUAGUAGCUUUAGAUUUGGAAAAAUUUCAAUGGUAUACAGUAACACUAUGCGGGAAGAAAGAUGUGACCACACGACGUCGAAGAAGAAAACCGAAGGAAGAAGAAGGGCCAGAAAAUACUACUGAAAAUGAAGAUGACAGUGAUAAUGAAAUACACGAACCACCAUCUAUUACUACUGAAUCUACAGUUAUUGAUGAUGAUGGAAUAUUUACAGUUACAGUGGGACCAGCAUCGAUAUCUACAAUUGAUAAGAAAGAAAACAUUCAUGAAAACAUAUUUGUCCCAUGUCCAAGAAUAAAUGUUGGACUUGUAGUAAAGCAUAAUACUUUAUAUUUAUAUGGUGGCAUGUUUGAAGAUGGAGACCGACAAUAUACACUCAGUGAUUUCUAUAGUUUAGAUUGUCGGAAAUUAGACGAAUGGAAAACAAUACUAACAGAUGAUUUAUCUUUGCAAACUUGGUACGAUUCCAGUAAUUCUAGUUCAGAUAGUGAGCACACUGAUGAUAGUAAUGAAAAUGAAGAUAGUUCUGAAGAUGAACCUAUGGAUAUUGAUCAAAAUUAA